This is a messenger RNA of Zingiber officinale, 2305 nucleotides long. Its product is annotated as acetolactate synthase 1, chloroplastic-like. The record is from RefSeq and is a predicted model, not a curated record. Gene Ontology annotation, biological process: L-valine biosynthetic process. Gene Ontology annotation, cellular component: acetolactate synthase complex. Gene Ontology annotation, molecular function: flavin adenine dinucleotide binding; magnesium ion binding; acetolactate synthase activity. The transcript has a single exon. Bases 72 to 2069 code for a protein of 665 amino acids. NCBI's taxonomy places the organism in Eukaryota, Viridiplantae, Streptophyta, Magnoliopsida, Zingiberales, Zingiberaceae.
AGGAUCCUUUGGCCUCUUUGGCUCUCCACAUCGAGACUGAAAUUAAAAAAACCCUCUUUCCUCUCCUCAAGAUGGCUUCAUCCAUGGCGGCGGCGGCGGCGGCGGCGGCGGCCGCUACCACGGCCGCGAUUGCCUCCUCCAAGCCCUCGUCUGCUCCUUUCUCCGCCUUCUACCGCUUCCAUCCUCUCUCCACCCGACCUAUUCUCUCCCUCUCUUCGCGCCAACCCCAUUUUCGCCCCAUCUCCGCCACCGCGGACCGCCACCAGCCGCUGUCCGCCUCGGCGCCAACCGCCGCCCCCACCUCCUCCUCCCCAGCCCUCCGUGAAUUCGCCCCCGACGAGCCCCGCAAGGGCUCAGACAUCCUCGUUGAGGCGCUCGAAAGAGAGGGCGUCACCGACCUCUUUGCCUACCCUGGUGGUGCCUCCAUGGAGAUCCAUCAGGCCCUCACCCGUUCCCCUUCCAUCACCAACCACCUUCUCCGCCACGAGCAGGGCGAGAUCUUCGCUGCCUCCGGCUAUGCCCGCUCGACCGGCCGCCCCGGCGUGUGCAUCGCCACCUCGGGCCCUGGCGCUACCAACCUUGUUUCGGGCCUCGCUGACGCCCUUCUUGAUUCUGUUCCUCUCGUUGCCAUCACCGGCCAGGUACCCCGCCGCAUGAUCGGCACCGACGCUUUUCAGGAAACCCCCAUCGUAGAAGUCAGUAGAUCCAUCACCAAGCACAAUUACCUCGUCCUCAACGUCGAUGACAUCCCUCGCAUCAUCAAAGAGGCUUUCUUUCUCGCCACUAGCGGCCGCCCCGGUCCUGUGCUCGUCGACAUCCCUAAGGACAUCCAACAGCAACCCGCCAUUCCUAUUUGGGAUCCACCACUGCGCCUCCCUGGAUACAUUUCUCGCCUCCCUAAGCCUCCUGCACGUGAGUUGCUCGACCAAAUCAUACGCCUGGUGUCUGAGUCUCGUCGGCCCGUUCUCUAUGUUGGCGGUGGCUGCUUGAAUUCCAGCGAGGAGCUUCAUCAUUUUGCGGAACUUUUUGGCAUCCCCAUUGCAAGCACCCUGAUGGGUCUUGGCGUCUAUCCUACUGAUGGCGAUCUCUCAUUGAAGAUGCUGGGAAUGCACGGCACUGUCUAUGCCAACUACGCUGUUGAUAAAGCUGAUCUCUUACUUGCAUUUGGCGUGAGGUUUGAUGACCGUGUAACUGGAAAGCUUGAAGCUUUUGCAAGCAGGGCGAAGAUUGUUCACAUCGAUAUCGAUCCAGCUGAGAUCGGAAAGAAUAAGCAGCCGCAUGUUUCAAUCUGUGCCGAUGUGAAAUUGGCAUUGCAGGGGAUGAAUUCAUUGAUCGAAGCUAGUGGAAUCCAUAAAAAACUCAACUUUUCUGAUUGGAGAGAAGAGCUAGACCAGCAAAAGAAACUGUACCCGUUGAACUAUAAAACUUUUGGGGAGCUGAUUCCUCCCCAGUAUGCCAUUCAAGUGCUGGCUGAGUUAACCAAUGGGGAGGCAAUCAUUACCACCGGCGUCGGGCAACACCAGAUGUGGGCAGCUCAGUACUAUUCAUAUAAGAGGGCGCGCCAGUGGUUGACAUCGGCUGGACUAGGUGCCAUGGGAUUUGGAUUGCCAGCAGCAGCUGGUGCGGCUGUUGGGAACCCCGGUAUCACAGUUGUCGACAUUGAUGGGGACGGCAGUUUCCAGAUGAACGCCCAAGAGUUGGCAAUGAUUCGGAUUGAGAAUCUCCCUGUCAAGAUAAUGGUGUUGAAUAACCAGCAUCUGGGCAUGGUUGCACAAUGGGAAGAUCGGUUCUACCACAGCAACAGGGCACACACCUACAUAGGAAACCCAGCAAAUGAGGGCGAGGUAUAUCCUGAUUUCAUCAAAAUCUCUGAGGGGUACAACAUACCUGCUGCUCGUGUCACCAAGAAGAGUGAAGUCAGGGAAAGUAUCAAGAAGAUGCUGGAGACGCCUGGGCCUUACUUGUUAGAUGUGAUGGUGCCGCAUGAGGAGCAUGUGUUGCCUAUGAUCCCAAGCGGUGGUGCAUUCAAGGAUAUGAUCCUUGAUGGAGAUGGAAGAACACCACAUUAAUGCUACCUAAGAUAGGUGCUCGCUGCAUCCUCUAGCUAGUCGUGUCUAUUUGCUGGGCUGAAGGAUCCUUUUCAGCAGGUGCUAGUCUGUGAUCCUGUGUUCUUGUUUUUUCUCCACUAGUUAUCUAUGUUAACUACAAAGUUUGCUUGAUCUUUCCUUUAGAUGUGAUUUUAUUGGGAUGCCCCUGAUGCUUGCUUUCUGAGAGUUUAUAAAGAGAACUUGGAAUAAUUUCCUGA